AUGGGUAGCUUUGGCAAAUCCCUCAGGGAUGUUGCCAACAACGUGGAGGCACGUCUCACUCAGCUGAAGCAAGAGAUUCAAGACGAGGAAGGUGGCUGCAGCAGCUCCGGCGGCGGGUCGGCGCUUGCGCGGCCUCCGGCGGGGGCUUUGGGGGCGCUCGGCCUCUCCCUCGGCGGGCAAGCGCAGACCUUGCCGCAGUGGGCUGGCUCGGGCGGCUCAGGCGACGACACCUCCUCAAUGAAGGUUGCUGGCACAUCCAGGAACUGGGAAGUUCUGGACUGCCCGCUGAGUGCACGUGAUGGCUACGAUCGACCUGCCACGCGAGAUGGCGCUCGGCCGUGCACCCAGGAUGGCAGCAGAUGGCGCUUGGAGAGUCGCCCGGUGACUCGCGACGGCCCUCUAGAGCAUCGGCAGACCCUGGAUGGCGUUCGGCCUAGCACGAGAGAUGGAGCACGACUUCAACAGAUGAUCGAUGGGAAUCGCCGAUCAGAAGCCGGGCCACGCCCCGGAACGAGGGACGGGCGAGCCUCUACAAGGGGCGGCACCGCGGAACGCCGUGGUCAUGAGACAUCCAUUCGCCAGGCCACCGGCAGAAGCAAGAAGCGCCAUCCUUCGCAGCAUGCACCAGAGGUCCUCAACCUGGACACCAGCUCCAGCCCGGAGGUUCAGACACAGCCUCAACAAGCCCAACCACUACAGCUGCUUCUGAUGGAAGACUCCCGACAGAACCGGGCUCCUUUCGGCGUGUUGGCACCCGAGUGCCUUAGCCCCUGCAUGGACGCCGACGAAAGUGCCGAGCUGCUUGAGUGA
Messenger RNA from Symbiodinium sp. CCMP2592, 810 nucleotides. The record is from the annotation of a GenBank genome assembly. NCBI's taxonomy places the organism in Eukaryota, Dinophyceae, Suessiales, Symbiodiniaceae.